AUGACCCGUUAUGUGUGUAGCCUCCUAUUGCCGUUGCUGUUGCUGCUGCUGCCCCUGGGGGCUGGGCCUGCCCUGGGCAGGGCCCUUACCAAGACUCUGGAGGACUCAGAACCACCCCUGAUCCCAGGAGCUCACCCCAAGGGCCCCGUGGGCACAAAGCCGCAGGCCCUCGAUGUCCUCUGGGACAGUCCCAGGGAUGAGCACUCUUGGAACUCUGGUGUGCUCCAGGCCCGCGCCAAAGAGAUGCCUGAGAGGCCUGCAGAUGCUCCCCUUGGCCCAGCCCUGCAUGGGCCCAAAGCAACCCACGGGGCUCAGAAAGAAGGACUCCCAGUCACUGAUGACCUCCAGACGGCUCGAGGGCCAAGCUCCCAGGGAUGGACAGGAUAUGCUGACCCUCAGGAACCUCUGGAGAAGGAAGCACUAGCCCCCCGUCCAAUGGGGCUUCCCCAUCUGAUUUUCAUUCCUACAACUCCCAGACUUCAACUCAGGGUAGCCACAAUUCCACCCUCCCCAGGGGAUCCUGGGAGCCAGGCAGGGCAGCCACCACCUAGAGACGAGGGUCUGACAGCCGAGGCCAAGAUCAGGGAUCUAGAGUCUCUCCCCUUGGACCAUCAGGACCCUCCCCCGACUCUUGGGCCCCACUGGGGCACUGUCAGGAGGCCAGUGCUGACAGAACAGGGUGGAGAUGAGGAGGAAGACUUCCAGGAGGCAGCUGGAGGCCCCCUCUUCACCCAGCAGGAUUCAGCAGCCCCUGAUGUUGGCUCAGUGUUCCCUGUUGAGGGGGCACCCUCUCAGGAUCCUCAGGCCCACCCAGACCUAGCAUUGACCAGAAGCCUUCCUCCUGCUGAGGAGUUGCCAGUGGAGCCCCCCCAAAAGGCUGGAGCUGGGAACAACCAGGAAGUCACCUUCCCAGCCCCCUUGCCCAAGCAGACUGACCUCCCUGAUGCUAAGGGUUUACCAGGAUCCCAGAGCUCAGGACCCCCAGCUUCAGAGGCUCCUGAUGGACAGCCCAAGCCAGAGAUAUCAGCAACGAAUGGAGCAGACCCCAUCUCCCCCCAGCGGGUGAGAGGGGCAGUAGAGACCCCGGGCACUCCCGAGUCCCCUAUCCCUGUCCCCUCGGACCUUGGCCCAGCUACAAACCAAACAGAGAGCCCUGUGGGAGCCCUACAGCCAGAUGAAACUGAGGAAUGGCCGAGGCGCCCCCAAAGCCAUCCCCCAGCACCCCCAGUCCAGGCUCCCUCUACCUCCCGCCGGGGCCUCAUUCGGGUAACCACUCAGCGAGCCCUGGCUCAGCCGCCCCCUCCAGAGCCCUCAGCCAGCUCCAUGGUGUCAGCUCCAGCCUCCAGUCCACCAGCCAACGUCACCGCACCCCCGUUGCGCUGGGGUCCCCUACGUCGGGUGUUGAGCUUUUCCUGGGAGUUGCACGUCUAUGGAGUGGGGGCACUUUUCCUGCUGCCAGCGUUGUUGGCACUGGCCACGCUGGCAGCUGCCCCAGCAGGACCCCGACUGGCACUGGUGGCAGCGGUGCUGGUGCUAAUGGCAUCGGGUCUCCGAUCAGCCUACAUGCUCACAGAUCCCUACGGCUCCCAGGCGCGGCUAGGUGUACGUGCCGGUCUAAUGCUCUACAACCUGCCCUUCCCCUUGCUGCUCACGGCGCUGGCAGCCUUAACCCUGCUCGGCCUGGGAGCUGGGUUACCACCGCCACUGCAAAACCCACUCCUGCUGGGAGCGUUGGCGUUGGCGCACGGUGUAGGGCUGCUUGCUGCAGACCUCCUGUCGGCGAUGCCGGCGCUCAACCUCCUGGUACAGGGCUUAUCGUGCGCCUGGGGCGCAGCUGUGGCACUGGGAACUCUCUGUCUUUGCCGACGCCGCCUCCUGGAUGGGCCGCGGGGCUGGGACUCUAGCCCGGGACCACGACUGCUGGCUGUGGCUGGUGCGCUGGGGCUACUGGCCAGUGGCUUGCAGCUGGCGGCCGCGUUGUGGCUGUACCCGGGCCCAGGCCGUGUUGGCCGCUUCUCGUGGGCCUGGUGGGGCGUCCACUUCUGGCUGCGCCUGCUGGAGCUGACGUGGGCGCUGGUCCUGGCGCUGGCCGCUGUGGCUGCCGCGCGUCCCAGGCCGCCCACGGAGCAUGCUUGCUGGGCCAAGCUGCUGCGCCUGGCGUGCCCUGCGCCGUCAGGCAAGAGCGAGGUGCCCGAGCGACCCAAUAACUGCUACGCAGCUGCAGGGCCCAGCGGCGUUGGCACAGGCAGCUUGAACAUCAGCAAGAGCCUCAUCCGAAACCCUGCGGAAGGUGGACUGCCUACCACGCCCAGUUCUGGCGCCUGGGGCUCUGCUGCGUCGCUAGGCCGCUGUCCCCAGGGUGGCCCGGGACUGUCCCGCAGCAGCGUGGGGCAGGCGCCGUCGUUGAGCGAGCUGGACCUCCGGCCACCAUCGCCCAUCAACUUAAGCCGAAGCAUCGACGCAGCGCUCUUCCGAGAGCACUUGGUGCGAGACAGCGUAUUCCGGCGCUGCGGCCUCCGUGGCCUGCUCUCCCCGCCGCCUGGGGGCGCUAUGCGGCCCCGCCGGGGCAGCCAUCCGGACGCAGAGCUGGAUGGCAUGGGCUCUUCGCUCCUCCGCGGCCGCUGCCGGUCGCUCAGCGACGUGCGCAUGCGUGGGCCGGUCCCACAACAUGUUGUGGACGAGGCUGACCGUGCAGCCGCCCGGGCUGCUUCAGGCAGCUCCCUAGAUAGCUUCUCCAGGGGCUCACUUAAGAUCAGCUGGAACCCAUGGCGCCAUGGGCUGUCGUCAGUGGACAGCCUGCCACUAGAUGAGCUGCCCAGUACGGUACAGCUACUGCCCGCCCCGUCCUCUGCCCCUGUCCCAACUCGGCCUGGCGAGCCCCAAGGAGAAGUCCAGACACGCUCCAAGCCUGGGGACUCCCGAAGCGCCUCCAGUGAUACCAUUGAGCUCUAA
Messenger RNA from Orycteropus afer afer, 2952 nucleotides. It is a transcript of the gene PRRT3, whose product is annotated as proline rich transmembrane protein 3. The record is from RefSeq and is a predicted model, not a curated record. Lineage: Eukaryota; Metazoa; Chordata; Mammalia; Tubulidentata; Orycteropodidae. Bases 1 to 2952 code for a protein of 983 amino acids. The transcript is spliced from 3 exons.